AUGGAUAGAAUAGUGGCAACGAAUGUAGCAGGUCCAUUGUUGUUGCUGAAUUUUCUGAUGUAUUUCAUUCUGUUGGUGUUUGCAAGUUGGUGCAUGAAUAGGUACAUCGAUGGCCGCACUGCAGAAGCAAGAACAAGUAUAGGAGGGAAUGGAGCAACGAGACACUUCCUUACAUUCUCGGUGCUAGCAGCAGUCCUUGGAAUAGUAUCCAAACUAGUCGGCGGCAACCACCUCAGAACGUGGCGGAACGACAACUUCGCCACCUCCUCCACCACUUCCACCGGCGCCUGGGCUGUCACCGCUCUUGCUUUCGGAUUAGCGUGCAAGGAGAUAAACGUGGGAGGCUGGCGAGGAUGGCGAUUGAGGGUGGUGGAGGCCUUGGUUAUAAUCCUCGCUUUCACGCAGUUCAUCUACGUGCUUUUACUGCACUCUGCCUUCUACCGCAGCGUCCACGACGACGACAUAGGUUACGGUGGCGGUGUCCCGGGAACUGGCUUUGGAGGCGACAUCCCUCAAGCUCAGCCCGCGCCCAAAGGCGGAGUCCCCGGAGCAAUGGUUUGA
Messenger RNA from Salvia splendens (bonfire salvia), 561 nucleotides. Its product is annotated as membrane protein PM19L. Bases 1 to 561 code for a protein of 186 amino acids. The transcript is spliced from 3 exons. The record is from RefSeq and is a predicted model, not a curated record. NCBI's taxonomy places the organism in Eukaryota, Viridiplantae, Streptophyta, Magnoliopsida, Lamiales, Lamiaceae.